AUGUCUACCGCCACGAAUUCGCCUACAAGUCCGUUUGUGUUGAUAGACCCGCCGGUCACGGGGGAGGACGAGACUUCUUCGACAACUACACAUGCUAGUCUUCCUAGGGCUCCGUGGAACUCUGCUAUCCCUCCUAGUCUUUCCAAGACCCCUCUAUUACCCCUCCCUACCGAUCUUCUUAUCAAGCAACUUCAAUAUUAUAUCGAAACUCAUGAUACGGAUUUCUAUUCUCACAAGUGGUUUAAGGCCCAUACAAGUCUUCUCAAAAUCAUUAAAAUUCUUGACGAAAAUGCUUCAAACAUCCAGGUCAUCAACUAUUGCAUCGUCAAACUUCACAAUGUCAAUACUCGGGAGGAACUUAUGGCCUACUUCGAUCGACGUCUAUUCUUUUCUCACACACGACUCAAGCAGUAUGACGCCGCAUGGGAUAUGCUUCCAAAGCUAAAAUUCGACCAAGAGAAAUCUCCACAGUUGUGCUAUGAAACGUGCAAGGAACUGUUGUCGGCAGCUGGGUUUCUAGAACGAGCUUCCAAAAUACGGGUUCAACCGUGGCAUCCGGAUAUGGCAACCAGAGACUGGUUACUCAACCAAGCAGAGAUCUGCUGCCGAAGAGCCAUCGAUGCUGCUACUGUCGGAGAUGUGGCCUUGAUUCACCGGCCUGGGAAAUAUGAAACAUAUGCUAUGAUGGCAGUUAUCAAGGGUGAGCAAAGAAACCAUGAAGAUGCCGCCUUUUGGAAGAGCUUGAUUCUAGCCGACGGGAUGAACGUGGAACGGGAAGUUAUAUUCUUCCCAGUCCUUACAAGCUGGAUGGAAGAGUUCAAAGAUGUAGUGGACAUCAUCGUGCAGAACUACCCCAAGCCAGAAGGCGAAGGGCCCGCCGCAGAAUCAGGAGCGAAGCAAAAGCCAAGGAAAAGGCUCGAGAAUCUCCCCGAGGAAACAAUCGAAGAACUCAACGAGGAAUCCGAGGAGAAAGUUCCAACAGCCAAAACACCAAGCAAAUCUGACGUCAAUGAUGGAGGUGUGAAAGUUACCAAGGAGUAG
Orbilia oligospora ATCC 24927 is the source of this 1041-nucleotide messenger RNA. RefSeq lists its product as uncharacterized. The coding region runs from base 1 to 1041 and encodes 346 amino acids. The record is from RefSeq and is a predicted model, not a curated record. The transcript has a single exon. Lineage: Eukaryota; Fungi; Ascomycota; Orbiliomycetes; Orbiliales; Orbiliaceae.